Messenger RNA from Diabrotica balteata, 810 nucleotides. NCBI's taxonomy places the organism in Eukaryota, Metazoa, Arthropoda, Insecta, Coleoptera, Chrysomelidae. The record is from the annotation of a GenBank genome assembly.
UUCCAACCGAAAUACCAACAACUUUAAGAUGUGGGUAUUUCGGGUGAGCCACAAUUUUUAAAUAUAGUAGAAAAUCAUCCUACACAUGGAAGAUUAAACUGGAAGACGACAGAGCACGUAUAUGUAGUAAGAUUAAUUUAUACUUAUUUUUUAGGUCUGGUUCUCAACAAUUCCGCCAACCAACCGGUUCCAUCCUAUGGAUGGCGCCGGAGGUUAUUAGGAUGCAAGAAGAUAAUCCGUACAGUUUCCAAUCUGAUGUUUACGCAUUUGGUAUUGUGAUGUUCGAGAAGUUAGCGGGACAGUUGCCUUAUUCUCACAUUAACAACAAGGAUCAGAUUCUAUUUAUGGUCGGCAGAGGGUAUCUAAAACCUGACCUUACUAAACUUAGGUCGGACACAUCAAAGGCUCUCAGACGGUUGACAGAAGACUGCAUCAAGUUCAAACGAGAAGAACGGCCGUUGUUCCGUCAAAUUCACGCCACCCUCGAAGGAUUACUAAGCAAUCAUCCAAAAAUCAGCAGAUCCACUUCGGAACCGAACAUGAACAGGACUCACCUUCAAUCGGACGACUUCAUUUACACUUGCUCGAGUCCCAAAACUCCCGUACAUUACGGACCGGGAAGUUUUCUCUUUUACCCAAGUAAUUCUGGUAACAUUUGAGUUUUUAGAUAUGAUGUUGUCUAUUCUCUUAUGUGAGUGAUAAAUGUUGAAGAGUUUUACUUCAGUGCUCUACGUCCUAAUUGUUUUCUAUCUAUUGUUGAGGAGAGAUUAGAAAUGGUGGAAUUAUAUGAUUUUAGCUAUUGGAAUUGAC